Fimicolochytrium jonesii is the source of this 954-nucleotide messenger RNA. RefSeq lists its product as uncharacterized. The transcript is spliced from 3 exons. The record is from RefSeq and is a predicted model, not a curated record. Bases 177 to 725 code for a protein of 182 amino acids. NCBI's taxonomy places the organism in Eukaryota, Fungi, Chytridiomycota, Chytridiomycetes, Spizellomycetales, Powellomycetaceae.
AAUCCUUUGAAAUGGCAGGCAGAGGCACCUGCAAGCUAUGACCCUCUGCCCUUUGUCCUGCAGGCGGCAACUGUAAAUCGAUUCAGCUGAUGGAGCGGCAGUAGCACCGCAAGGCAGGUGCUUUGGCAUGCGGACUUCACUAGCACGCCUAUAAAUGGAGAAGGGCUUCAGCGAUCAUGGCUGCCAACCCGCUAGUCCUUUGGUUCAACGCACCGAUCAUUUCCGCACCGCCCGCAUUUUCGAAUACUAUUGCGCUUACGCAGCUCCAGCGACGAAACGUCAAAGCAGCGAUUAUUCCAUUCGGAUCAUUGUCCCCACCGCCUCCACAACCUACCGCCGCGGUCAAACAGUCUCUGUGGACUGGGACGCAACCCGCAUCACCCCGCCCUACACGCCGUGGGCUUCAUCAUCCUGCGAGGUGUACGUCGAGAAAAGUUCAACGGGCAGCGGCCCCACUACCCGGUUUGGGCCGAAGGGCGGGGCGGUGCCUUGUGGAUAUGGAACAGUUUGGUUCAAGGUUCCGCUGGAUGCGGCUGAAGGGCAUGACUGGCAGGCGCGUGUGUUUGCGUUUAGCGAGCCGCGGCACGCCCAUCAGGCACCGUUUGCUAGGGCUGCGUCGGAGCUGUUUAGUAUUGAAGGACAGUAGACCCAGCGUUUUCACAAGGGGAUCCGGAACCCGUCCGGCUGAACGUCGUGUUCAAAUCCGGAUGCGAGGAGGGACAUAGCAUGUAGUCGAGAGUUCUUGUCUUUGUUCGUCAUUGUAGGAAUGGAGCAUACACAUGUAUAGCGCCCAGCUCGACGUACAUACAUACAUACAUACUACAUCGCCUUCCCGGGGCCACACGGGAAGGCAUACUCUGGAAUGAGUUCCGACGGCCUGCAGAACUUCAGAAGCAGCCCAUUAUUAUUGCCAGGGACUGCGCAAACGUACAGUCUAUGCGCACUGUGGAAGCU